Messenger RNA from Phycodurus eques (leafy seadragon), 2255 nucleotides. It is a transcript of the gene ncbp3, whose product is annotated as nuclear cap binding subunit 3. The record is from RefSeq and is a predicted model, not a curated record. The transcript has 13 exons. Gene Ontology annotation, cellular component: nucleus; cytosol. Gene Ontology annotation, molecular function: RNA 7-methylguanosine cap binding; mRNA binding. Bases 54 to 2087 code for a protein of 677 amino acids. NCBI's taxonomy places the organism in Eukaryota, Metazoa, Chordata, Actinopteri, Syngnathiformes, Syngnathidae.
CAAGCAGCCAACUGCAGAAGCAUCAGGCCGUUGUGGUUUUUCGCAGCAGUGUCAUGGCGGCGGUGCGAGGCUUAGGGGUAUUGGUGAAAUCGGACAGCGGCUCCGACCGCUCCGACUCCUCUGACUCCGAGUCCGACAGAGGUGCCCGCGAGGCCGAACCCAUGGAGGUGGAGGAAGGGGAGCUGGAGGCGGAAGACAUCUCCGUCAACCGGUCCUUGAAGGAGCUGCUGACGGAUACCAGCAGGCGCUAUGAGAACAAAGCUGGAGCCUUCAUCACCGGGAUUGAUGUCAAUUCAAAGGAGGCCAUCGAGAGGAAAGAGAAGCGAGCGAGGCGUUUCCACUUCCACGGGGAGGUGAACGCCACUCAGCGCAACAUUUUCCUGGAUAAAGAUGCUGUAAAGAAAGCCAUCCCCAAAAUUCGCAUGGAGGCCGUCCACGUCACGGGCGUCGAUGACAUGAGCACCCAGGACGUCUUUGGGUACUUUAAGGAAUAUCCCCCCGCGCACAUUGAGUGGAUCGACGACACUUCCUGCAAUGUGGUUUGGCUGGAUGACAACACGGCCAUCAGAGCAUUCAUCAACACCAGCCACAUGCCUGAGCCUCACGCUGUCGAUACGGGAAGUGUCCACCAGACGGGCAAGCCCAGCAAAAUUUGUCGGAGUCGAGGGUCGGACGAUGAUGUUGACGAUGACGACGAAGAGGGUGAGGUGGAUGAGGAGGUGAAGAAGAGCAGUGAGGAAAGCGCGAAAGACAGCGAUGGGGAAGCGGAGCACACGGCGAAGGUGCAAGCUGCUCAGGGGGAUGACCUGUCGCAGGCCGAGACACAAUCUCUGCUGAGGAACGACCUGCGUCCUGCCAUCAAACCCUUCAAAGGAAACCAGAUCCUUCUGCGCUUUGCCACUGAAGAUGACAAAAAGGAGCUGGGUGCUUCCCGCCGCAGUCGUUACUACAUGAAGUAUGGAAACCCGAAUUAUGGCGGCAUGAAGGGAAUCCUCAGCAACUCCUGGAAGAGGAGGUUCCACAACCGACGGAUCCAGCGAGACGUCAUCAAGAGCAAGAAGCCUCUCAUUGGCGACAGCAUGGGACACACUCCACCGUACACACAUCGACACUCUGCCGACCUGGUCAACCUGCCUGAGGAGCCCAUCAAGGAGGAGGAAGAGGAGGAGGAAGACUACGCCGAUGAGGACAUGGACUCAGACGACCGGGUGGUAGAGUUCAAAGACAAAGGAGACAAAGGUGCCCUGUCCUCUCGACCCCUGCCGGUGGGGCCCCGUAGCAGCCUGGAGCGGUCGCCGCCCCCCUGGUCCGAGUCAGAUGAGAUGGACUACGACCUGGAGCUGAAGAUGAUCUCCACGCCGUCCCCGAAGAAGAGCAAGAAGAUGACGAUGUACGCUGAUGAGCUGGAGGGCCAGCUGAAGAGCAUUAGAAACAGGGUGGGAGAGUCCGCAUCACAAAGCAGGGCAAAGUCCCCGUCACCCAGCAAGGUGACCGACGUGCGGCAGCUGCUCGAGGAGAAGCGACAGGGGCUGUCCCAGCAACGACAGGAGCUGUCUCAGCACAGACAACAGCCCCCGGCGGUGAACAGCGGGAAGACAGAUGUCCGACAGCGACUUGGGAAGAGGCGCUACUCCCCUGAAAGAAGGCACUCUCCCUCCCCCAUCUCCCCGAGAGACUCGCCUCACCCCACCAGAGAGCCAAUCAGUGAUGUGCACCGCCGACUGGGUGUUGUCAGCCGGGACAGAGGCGGCUCAUCCAAGUCAUCCAAAGACAGAAAGACGAGCAGCCUAUGGAGCCGACUGGGUGACAAAGAGGAAAAGACGGGAGAGCGCGAACCGAGCAGCGGGUCGUCGGGACUGUUCUCGUCGUCACGGCGCAGCAGGAGACGCAGAGGGAAGAGAGAAGAGGAGGGCAGGGAGGAGGAAGGCGAGGAAGAGGACGACUCAACGCUGCAGAAGGUGUGGGGCGCCAUGAUCAAGAAGAAGCAAGAGCGCCUCAGCCACAAGUUGAAGAAGAGCCGGCUGGACAACCUGCCGUCACUGCAGAUUGAGAUCAGUCGAGAUAGCAGCGAGGACUCUGAUGCUUGAGACUAAAACAAUUCAAUAUCGUCUGGAUUUCAUUGUGGCGCAUAGUCAAUCCUGUACAUGGAUGGAUCACUGAGAGAAUCUGCUUGGCACAUUCUCUGGACCCUCCAACUGGUCCCGCUGGCCCUCCUGUGUCACAUUGUUUAUUUUAAUACAGAACAUCCAAUAUUU